AUGUCUGAAACUCCUGUGUCAACAGGUUCCGACCCCGAAAAGGGUGCCUAUGCCUCUGGCUCGAGGAUUACAGGAUCCAAUGAUGGAAAAACGAUAUCUACCCAUGUGCGGGAAAACCCCGCUGACUCGGAGGAAGUCGAAUUAGGUGACAACAGCCAGUUGAGGCGUGGAUUGGAGCAAAGGCACAUUCAGAUGAUUGCAUUGGCUGGAACUAUUGGCACUGGAUUGUUUCUCGGAUCAGGGAAAGCAAUUGCGUUUGGAGGCCCCUUGGGGGCACUCUUGGGUUAUUCUUUCGUGGGAAUAUUGGCCAUUGGAGUGGUUUUGAGCAUAGCAGAGUUGAGUGCUCUUGCUCCCUUGACUGGCGGCAUUAUUCGCCAUGCCGAGAAUUUCGUCGACCCAGCCCUCUCUUUUGCCCAAGGGUGGAAUUUAAUUUAUAAUUACCUAAUCGGCUUGCCGGCCGAAAUCGUGGCAGCCGCCGUUAUUGUGCAGUUUUGGUCAACUAUUAAUUCUGCUAUCUGGAUUACUAUUUUUGCGGUUUUAAUCAUCAUAUGCAAUGUGUUGUUUGUGAGGGUGUAUGGGGAGCUCGAGUUUACGUUUGCGACCCUGAAAAUCAUCCUGAUUGUUGGCUUAAACAUAAUGGCUCUUGUUAUCACUUGCGGCGGUGGCCCCGAUCACCAUCCAUUGGGAUUCCAAUACUGGAGAAAUCCGGGCCCUUUUGUUGAUUUUCUCGGUUAUACAGGCUCCUUGGGCCACUUCAUGGGGUUCUACACGAUCUUUUCAAAUGCAGUCUACGCUUAUGCAGGAGUCGAAAACAUUUCCCUGGCCGCAGCGGAGACUCGAGCACCUAGACGAAGCAUUCCUAUUGCGGCGAAACGUAUUUUCUGGAGAGUGUUGCUAUUCUAUGUCCUCUCCAUUUUUAUGGUUGGCCUUGUUGUCCCAUCUAACGACGAGAACCUCCUCACGAGCACGGGUACAGCAGCACAGUCCCCGUUCGUGAUUGCUGCCACAAGAGCAGGGAUAAAAGUUGUACCUUCCAUCAUCAACGCUGUCGUAUUGACAAGCGCCUGGAGUGCUGCAAAUGGCGGCCUCCUUGGCGGCUCCCGAACCCUCUAUGGCAUGGCUCGCGAAGGCCACGCACCCAAAAUAUUCCUCCGAAUCAACCGCAUGGGAGUCCCCUACGUUGGAGUAGCAUUCUUGUCCCUUUUCCUGUGCCUGGGCUAUAUGACGACCACAUCGUCUGCCGCCAUUGUAUUCGGGUGGCUCCAACGUCUUGUAGCUGUCGCAGCUUUGGUCAACUGGAUAAUCAUCACUACAGUGUAUUUGCGCUUUUAUUACGCUUGCAAGAAGCAAGGAAUUGAUCGCUCGGAACUUCCAUGGAAAGGACCCCUCCAACCAUACGCUGCCUGGACAUCUUUAAUUGCGUGCUCAAUACUACUAUUAACUGGAGGCUAUAUAGUCUUCAUUCACGGCUUCUGGGAUCCCCAAACCUUCAUUUCAUCAUACAUCAACAUCCCCAUCGUCCUCCUUCUUUACUUCGGCUACAAGUUCAUCAAGAAGACGAAAAUCAUUCCGCUGGCUGAUGUACCAAUCAAACAUUUCAUCGAUUUUGCGAAUGCAAAUCCUGAGCCACCUCCAAAGCCGAAUACGGGAUUGAGGAGGUUUAAUUUCCUUUGGGGUUAA
Messenger RNA from Venustampulla echinocandica, 1680 nucleotides. RefSeq lists its product as uncharacterized. Lineage: Eukaryota; Fungi; Ascomycota; Leotiomycetes; Helotiales; Pleuroascaceae. Gene Ontology annotation, cellular component: membrane. The coding region runs from base 1 to 1680 and encodes 559 amino acids. Gene Ontology annotation, biological process: amino acid transmembrane transport. The transcript is spliced from 9 exons. The record is from RefSeq and is a predicted model, not a curated record. Gene Ontology annotation, molecular function: amino acid transmembrane transporter activity.